Molecule: messenger RNA, 237 nt
Organism: Linum trigynum
Lineage: Eukaryota; Viridiplantae; Streptophyta; Magnoliopsida; Malpighiales; Linaceae
Source: the annotation of a GenBank genome assembly
AUGAAAAUUGGAAAGGCAUCGUCUCUUCCGUUCCUCUUAUCUUCGAGCGGAAGAUCCCGCUGCAGCACCGGUGUACAUUACCGUAGCUUGGUGAUUCUAGUCGACGGCGGCGGGCGUGCUGCGGGAGAGGAACAUGCAGAGGGUCUUGCGGCGGCGGAAGUGGAUGACCGGGCUGGUGUGGGGCUCUACCUACGUCAUUCCCUGUCGACUCUCCGCACUGCGAAGCAAAAUGCUUAA